This is a messenger RNA of Lizanozyma spartinae, 2814 nucleotides long. It is a transcript of the gene ASE1, whose product is annotated as Ase1p. Bases 1 to 2814 code for a protein of 937 amino acids. The record is from RefSeq and is a predicted model, not a curated record. Gene Ontology annotation, biological process: mitotic spindle midzone assembly; microtubule cytoskeleton organization. The transcript has a single exon. NCBI's taxonomy places the organism in Eukaryota, Fungi, Ascomycota, Pichiomycetes, Serinales, Debaryomycetaceae. Gene Ontology annotation, cellular component: mitotic spindle midzone; cytoplasm; spindle. Gene Ontology annotation, molecular function: microtubule binding.
AUGGCAAGUGAACCCGAACUCACUCCUGACUCGGGAAGAGGAAGGCGUUAUCGGAGUCACGAGCAACAUCAACAACAUCAGCAAAGCAGAUCGUAUGGGCACCACCAAACACCCAGCAAAAGUACCAACGUCACCCUUCUACAAGACGACGCAGAGGAAGAACCAGACAUCACCAUAACGGAGACAGGUUCCAGUGCCAGGGAAAGGUUCAUGGACAUAGAGAACAACGUCAACCAAGCCCUUAGGGAGCUUGACUCCAUCUACUCGCAGAUCGGAUACCUGGCUCCGGAGAUAGCGAUGAAGAAGACAGAGAUCUUCACUGUGGUCAACGAGACAGUGUUGAACUACGUGGGCACUCUACAGCGAGAGAAGAACAACAUAGAAAAUGAAUGUGAGAGGCUCAGACAACAGAUCCGCAUCAUAUUGGCCAUAGUCAACGAUAGAAACGGGACCGAGUCAUUGGACAUCAUGAGCCGAGGUAUAGUGUUUAAUGAUACAGAACUAUAUGAAGAGGGAUAUAGGACCCUAGUCAUGAACAAGAUGAACUCUGGAACCAUAUCUUGCACAUCUACUGGCCCGUUUCUAGAAAGUUCUCCAUUCAAUCUUGACUCACUGUCUCAACUAGACAUUGUACCUAACGGGAGUCUGGCUCUGGCUCUGGCUCUGGCUCAAACAGAUUACCUCCUUCGGAACAUACCACAACUUUCGAUGCUUCAAUUGAAGGCUCGGCUCAACGGAAUCUUCCUUGAGUGUCUCAAGAUCUUUGUGGUCAAGUUCAAACAGUUCACCGACUUGAACUUGACCUAUGCGGAGUACGCGGAGCUUAUCGGAGAAGACAUUAUCAACGACAAGAUGUCCAAGGUGCUUCCCACCAGAACGGAAUCAGAAGAACACAGACAAUUGAUCCGACAGUUCGAGUCGAUGUUGUGUCUGCUUCAUAUGAAUCUGUCUAAGCAACAUCCCCAGUCGAUCAUCCUGUUGAGCGGGAAGAACGACGACAGCCAGGCAUUUAUUAUAUCCAGUCCUCGGAAGAACUUGAGGCUGCGAGAGCGAGAAGAAACUCUGACUGAUAAUAAUAGCAAUGGGUUAUCUCAAUUGAGAGAUUUGAAUUAUCAAUUGGUUACGGUAAUAAGGAACUUGAAGAUCACCAAGCUUUCUCCCGAGUUUAUGCAACGAAUGAAUGACGAUAUCAGCCAAUACGAGGCUCUUGUUGCAGAGCGUGAAGCGAAACUCCAGGAUACCAUCAACCGAUGCAUUGAGUGCAUUGAAAUGCUUCAAUUGACAGACGACAAGUUGAUAGAGCUCCAAAAGAGAAAUGAAGCUAACAGUACCAGUAAUGUGUCUUCUACCACCGAAUAUUUUGAUCUUGAUACCUUGAGGUUUAUCAGCACCAAUCCCCGACAAUUUGGACUUAGUAAUGCUUAUUUCACGUAUAUUGAAGCAUUUCUUAAACUCUUGGAACACAAGCGGGCCCAUAAGCAACAGAAGUUUGACCAUUACUUUGAUAAGUGUAAGGACUUAUGGGAGAAGCUAACCGAAAGUCCGGAGUACGUCAAGGCGUUCACAGCAUCAAACAACUCGUUGAACGAUACUUGUUUGAUGAACUUGAAGAUGGAGUUGAAUCGGUUGCAUCUACGUCGAGCGGAGUUUGUGGACUCGUUUAUCAUGGAAAGCAGAGAGCAAAUUUCGGAGUUGUGGGACAAGUUGUUCUAUGGAGAAGAGCAAAGAUCCGAGUUCCGAUAUUACCACUUAAACAUACGAGGAGAUGACGAUUUGGAUAAGGAGAAGGUUCUCAAGGUGCAUGAGCAAGAGUGUGAGAAGUUAAAGCAAGAGUAUAAAGAUAAGGGCAAGAUCUUACAACUAUAUGGAGAAUUAGAGAGGUUAGUUGAAGACCGGAAGUUUCUUGAUGAAUCUUCCAAAGACCCUUCAAGAUUACUUAGUAAGAAUAAGAAUUCGUGUCGGAAUCUUCUUAUUGAAGAGAAGAAACGGAAGCAUUUGAGCAGACGAAUGCCCAUAGUGUUGGCUACAUUAAAGAGUGAAAUCAGCAGCUAUAACAAGCUGAAAUUACAAGCAGGUGGGAAGUAUAUUACUUUUGGAGGAGUUGAUUUAUUUGAAAAGGUUUUGGUAAUUGAAUCGGAGUACAAUAUGAAGACUUGUAGGUCCUCCAAGAUAAGAAGUCCAGUCAAAACAAAAGCAACAGCAUCAACUUCAUCUUCAUCAUCAUCAUCAUCAUCAUUUUCAUCUAUCAGAAAACCUCCUAUACCUUCACGGUCGACUUCCAGAAUACUUUCUAGUAGAACACCCUCAAGUACCAGAUCGAAUAGCAGCAUGACCCUGAGUAAAGAUCCUUCACCCAUGAAACGAGGAAUGUCAAGAGGUGGAAUUGCACCUUCUCAUCUUCAACCGUUGAACUCACCAUUGAAAACAUUGCACCAAAACCACCAUAAACCGUCCAUUCAUGAAGAUAUAAAUGCCGAUAGCACUCACUGUUCGACUCUAUAUGGUGCAUCAUCACCAUUGAAGUUGUCUAUGAACCAUCAUUGUCAUUUCAAUUCUUUCACUAAUUCUGUCCAAGGGUCCCCCCUUAGGAACGGAUCUCAAAUGUUCAAUGAAGGUGAAAAGGAAAACUACGAACUAUCUCCGGUCAAAGUGCCAACUACAUUCACACCAAUGGAAUUCCAGACGACGGCGCAUGACGUUGAACUACAAAGUGACAGUUCGACUUUGGUUGGGGGAGAUGAGUAUUUGAUGUGGAAAGAUAAACGGAUGCGUGAUCUCAACGCCGACCACUGUACCAUUAAGGAUGAUUAUUAA